Messenger RNA from Pogoniulus pusillus (Red-fronted tinkerbird), 3459 nucleotides. It is a transcript of the gene PITPNM3, whose product is annotated as PITPNM family member 3. Gene Ontology annotation, cellular component: COPII-coated ER to Golgi transport vesicle; cytoplasm. NCBI's taxonomy places the organism in Eukaryota, Metazoa, Chordata, Aves, Piciformes, Lybiidae. The transcript has 20 exons. Bases 290 to 3151 code for a protein of 953 amino acids. The record is from RefSeq and is a predicted model, not a curated record. Gene Ontology annotation, molecular function: metal ion binding; glycerophospholipase activity.
UGGUUAGAGAAACGCCGCUAGAGCGGCUCCUGAGGAGGGAGGCAGCAAGUCCUGCCCCGCAAGGUGCCUGGUGCAGCUCUCGGCACACCGCUUGGGAGGGCAGCGCGCUGCAGCCGUGCGGCCGCAGCACUCACACGGGAAUCGGCCGCAACCAGAGCAUUGCUGCUGCUGAAAGCCAGAACGAGCACUUGCGGGAGCGGUUGGCAGGGGUAGUGCUGCAGCAGCAGCAGCAGCGACCGAACCGUGUGCCCCCGCUGGCCCCCGCCGCUUCAGCGCUGCUCAGUGGCACAUGCAGAGCGUCCUCAAAGACUCCGUGGAGAGCUCCGACGAUGAAUUCUUCGACGCCCGAGAAGAGAUGGUGGAAGGAAAAAGUGCCAUUCUCAUAGGCAUGAGCCAGUGGAACUCGAAUGACCUUGUUGAGCAGAUAGAAACAAUUGGGAAGCUGGAAGAAAAUCAAGGUGAAGAGUCUGCAUUCUCCUCCUCUGGCUUUCUCCAGGACAAACAACGUGAAUUGUAUAGAGGCUCUUUAAGGAAACAGAGGUUCCCGGCACAAGGCAGUGUUGAAAUAAACGAGGACAACGAGGAAGGAGUUCAGCACCAGAACUGCAAAACUCAUGUGCUAAUUCUCAUCCUACACGGGGGAAACAUCUUAGACCCAGGAGGGGGGGACCAGAGCAGCAAGCUGGCAGACAUCAACACCUUCAGCUCUGUGUUUGAGAAGGUGACCCAAGACCAUUUCCCUGCUGCUUUGGGCCACAUCUUAAUUAGACUUGUCCCCUGCCCUGCGAUCUGCUCUGCAGCAUUCUCUCUGGUGUCCAACUUAAAUCCCUACAGCUACGACGAGAGCUGUCUCAGCAGCAGCGAAGACCACAUCCCCCUGGCUGCCUUGCCCUUGCUGGCUGUUUCAUCCCCUCAGUAUCAGGAUGCAGUUGCCAUGGUGAUCAGUAAAGCCAAUCAGGUUUACAAUGAAUUUCUCAAAUCCACCGAUGGGGCUGGUUUUAAUGGACAGGUGUGUCUCAUUGGUGACUGCAUUGGAGGAAUUUUGGGCUUUGAUGCCAUCUGCUAUAAUUCUAAUCCAGCUGAUGAGAGUCGGAGCAGUAGCAGGAGAGGAAGCAUCAGCAGCAUUCAGGAUAAUCCCCUGUUGGCAGAGGACUCCAGUCUGGGUGGCAGCAAAGCCCUGAGCAAAAGCAAUAUUGACAUCUUGGACGGCGUGGAGGAUGAGAAGGCAAGGCAGGCGUUGCCUAGGAAACAGAGUGACUCCUCCACCUGUGACUGCGAUGCCAUAACCCAGCACCAUGCUUUCCUGUCCAGCAUCCACUCAAGUGUGCUGAAAGAUGGUGCAGACUUUCCUCCUGUGACUCCCAGUCUCUCAGAAGUAAACCUGGGCCGGUUUGAAUUCGAGGUGUCUGAUUUCUUCCUCUUCGGAUCGCCGCUUGGCUUGGUGCUGGCCAUGAGGAGUACUGUUCUGCCUGGCCUGGAUGUAUGCCAGGUCCGCCCAGCCUGCAGCCAAGUGUACAGCUUCUUCCACUCUGCUGACCCCUCUGCCUGCAGGCUUGAACCACUGCUGGAGAAAAGAUUCCAUCUCCUGCCUCCAUUCAGUGUCCCACGGUACCAGAGAUACCCCCUGGGGGAUGGAAGGUCUCACCAGUUAGGUGAUGCCAUCCAAAACCACAGUGCUCUGUUCCUUGAGAACAGCUCCCUGAACAUCCCUUUCUCUCAGGAGACUCCUGGAUCUCCAAAUACAUCUGAGCAACCACAAGGGAAAACAAGGAAGUUGAGUUUGGCCAGCACAAACAGUGAAAACUCAGGGUCCACAGAAAGUUUGCCAUCAGCAUCCCUCACCAACAUUACUGCAAAGUGGUGGGGGACAAAACGAAUAGACUAUGCCUUGUAUUGUCCAGAUGUGCUGACAGCCUUCCCAACUGUGGCCCUGCCUCACCUCUUCCAUGCCAGCUACUGGGAAUCGACAGAUGUUGUGGCCUUCAUUUUAAGACAGGUGAUGAGGUAUGAAAAUGUCAAUUUCAAGGAAAAUGACAACCUGGAUCCAGCAACACUGAACCCAUCCAACCCACCAGAGAAGUGGCUCCGCAAAAGGACCCACGUCAAGUUGAGAAAUGUGACUGCUAAUCACCGAGCUAAUGACGUCAUUGCAGCAGAGGAUGGUCCUCAGGUACUCGUUGGGCGCUUCAUGUAUGGACCUCUGGACAUGGUGGCUUUAACAGGUGAAAAGGUUGAUAUCUUCAUAAUGCCAGAGCCCUCGUCGGGCAGGUGGGUGUACUUUGACACAGAGAUAUCCAACAGCAGCGGCCGCAUAUCCUACAGCAUUCCCAAAGAGAAGAGGCUGAGAGUUGGUGUGUAUCCCAUCAAAAUGGUGGUCAGAGGGGACCAGACCAGUGCUGCAAGCUACCUGACCGUGCUUCCCCGGGGGAUGGAGUGUGUGGUGUUCAGCAUCGAUGGCUCCUUUGCAGCGAGCGUUUCCAUUAUGGGAAGCGACCCCAAAGUCCGAGCUGGGGCCGUUGAUGUUGUCAGGCACUGGCAGGACCUGGGCUACCUGAUUAUCUACAUCACUGGCCGGCCAGAUAUGCAGAAGCAGCGUGUGGUGUCCUGGUUGUCUCAACACAACUUCCCACAGGGGAUGAUCUUCUUCUCAGACGGGCUCGUUCAUGAUCCGCUGCGGCAAAAGACCAUUUUCCUCCGGAAUCUCAUGCAAGAGUGCCACAUCAAAAUCUGUGCUGCCUAUGGUUCCAUGAAGGACAUCUCCGUGUACAACGUCUUGGCUCUGUCACCAUCCCAGAUCUACAUAGUUGGACGAUCAACAAAGAAAUACCAGGCACAGUGUCAAUUUCUCAGUGAAGGGUACGCAGCCCACUUGGCCUCGCUGGAGUUCAGCCUCCACUCGCGCCCCAAGAAGAACAGCUCUCGGAUGAUCCUGAGGAAGGGCAGCUUUGGCCUCCACUCCCAGCCCGAGUUCCUGCGCAAGAGGAACCACCUCCGCAGGACUAUGUCUGUGCAGCAGCCUGACCCUCCUUCUUCCAACCCCAAGCCAGAGCGUGCCCAGAGCCAGCCCGAAUCAGACAAAGAUCAUGACAGGCAUUUGCCUUCCAUUGCUUGGGUUCGAGGUGGAGUUCACAAGUUUGAAUCUAUCCCCUAAGAAGCUUGGGAAGAUGGAUCUUGGGUGCACCCCAUCAAGCUCCUAAGCCUGCCUCAAGGGUCACGUUGGGGCAGCUUCAAACUAAGAGAUCUAGAGGGGAACCUGUACCUCAGAGUCUUCCCUGCUCUGGAAUCUGCCUUGUUACACCAAGUGAGGAGCUUGCAGCCUGUUCCCCUGGAGAUGUCGACUGAGAAACGCUAAACCCGUCUCAAGCUACGGCAAGUGCUUGGCACGUCAGAGCUACAGGAAAUCUCUUUGGUUGGUUUCUUUUUGCAACAGAUGUAAUAAAAUGUGCAAUAAGAGAAAAA